Messenger RNA from Mollisia scopiformis, 3486 nucleotides. RefSeq lists its product as uncharacterized. The record is from RefSeq and is a predicted model, not a curated record. NCBI's taxonomy places the organism in Eukaryota, Fungi, Ascomycota, Leotiomycetes, Helotiales, Mollisiaceae. The transcript has a single exon. The annotation marks the transcript as partial. Gene Ontology annotation, molecular function: NAD+ poly-ADP-ribosyltransferase activity.
GUUGCGGUCCUUGCUUGCCUUUGUGGUCUUUCAUCACCAUUAGCUACGCACUGUCUUACCUCCCUGGUAGUACUGGACAUCGACAGGUAUCUACGAUGCAUCAUCGUUGCAAGUCAAAUCAAAUCGGAAGUCAUUCCACCAGGAACACUACAUGCUGCCAAGCUACUCCUUCUCGUCGUCACUGGUCAAGCUCGUGGUCUUCAAGAAUUUGGACAACUUAUCCAGUCCCUCGCCGUCCCUGGCACCUUUCUGUAUUUGCCCCUUCAGACAGUUCACAGUGCACUGGCAAAGUCUGGUAUCCGGUCACGCCUUAAAUCGCAAGUACAGACUCAUCUAGAGCAGCAGCAGUAUAUGACAGCGUUUGGGCUGGUCUCCUGGCUGCAAGAUAUUUCCGAUGCGCCAAGUAAUGGCAAUGUGCUUGCUUUGUUGGAUGCCCACUUCCCAAUUUGGUUUUGGCUUUCGAUCUGGAGGCCAAAUGUCGAUCGUAUCAAUGCUUGGGAGCACGGUCAUCUUUCUACGUCUCAAAGGCAGAAGCUCUCAAAUAUCCUCCAGCUAGACGGUCCAGACUUGGAAACGGAGCAAUACCCAGCUCUCAGGCUUGCAGAGCCCAGAUGCUACGAGUAUGUCAAAAUCGAACCUGAAGAUCCAGAAAGCCUUGAACGUUAUCUAGACCUUCUGUACAGAGCUUGUCUUGUCGGGCCGAGCUCCGUUGAUCUCUUCAUUCAGCAGUGCGUUGAGAAGGUCGCUACUGCCGAGUUGCUAUCAAUGGUCGAUGAUGCUGUGCAGGCUGGAGACGACACGCAAUGCCAGACAUUGUUGACUUUCUCCCGUGCUCUCGCUUCACAACAUGAUGUUGCAGAUAAUGUAAAUGCCUUAAUCGAGUCUGUGUCGUCUUUGGAAUCCCUGAAGAAAUUCACACAUUACGAGCCUUUAGUGGAUCAGCUUGCCCAACGCUUGUGCCACACUAUGCAACUAGCUCAAGACGAGUUUUGCAAACAUCUUCGAUCAGGACCUGGAGACUAUAUGGGCAUGUUGGUCUAUGAACUUGGCAUGGCAAUUCUGCAAUGCCCCAAAAUUCAUUCAAAAUUACCACAAGAGUUCCUCGAAAGGAUACAUCAAUUUCCACAGCAGAAAACCUUGGAAGCAAUUUUCGAUGAGCUCCAGGAUGAUAGUCAAUAUUCAGCAUCUCACAGUUCCAGGUUCAGAUCAUAUUUACUGUCGUCACUCGGCGGGAACGGGACCAAAGAGUCCGGAUCAGUGACUUUGGCAAACGUCCAAGAAGAAAUCAAGUUCUGGAAACGGCCUCCGGACCAAUCAAGAAAAGAUCUUGCAAAGAAGUUGGGAGAGAUCUCAGGUCUAGAAUACAGUCUCUAUACGACAUGUCUCCACGCUAUGUUCAAUGAGCACGAUUUAUACAUCUCACAGAUGAAAGGAAAUAUCAUACCGGAAGAUGAAGAAACCGGGCUUAACUUUGCCAAGUAUCUCGCAUAUCGCCGCAAGCUUCAUCAGAUGCAACACCCUUGUUGGCUAUCGCUGACUGCAUCAUUGCUAAGGUCGCAGAAGGCGUCAUAUCUGCCAAGGAUGGCUGACGCAACAUCCUUCGUGGAGUGGGACAAGUUGGUAGGAGAUUUAGAAUUGCUCCUUACACCAAUUCGCGAUCAACUUCCGGAAUCUGGCCCUGGGUUGACGAGAGAGCGAAUGGUUUGGUGGAAAACAUUGUCCCAAAAUGUUGCCCCGAUCCAGUUCUUAUUGAAGAUGCAUGGCCAGCAAAGAAGUUUGCGAUGGCUCUAUUUUCCAACCUCGACAGAUCAUGUCACACCUCUACUUCAAGUCGCUUCUCAGGGUGACGAUAUGUCUUCCUUGAAUCGUCAAAUUAUCUCCUACUUGAGCCGCAAUGGUAGUAAUGCUGUCGAAGUAUGUGACUGUAUUCGACUACUACCUGGCACUUCUUCACUUGGCAGGGCGGUCUGCGAGCGCUUCCUCGCAAGGGAGGAGAUAAGCCAGUGGGCUUCAUCUGAUUUACAUAUGGUCUUUGUCGCAUGGAGAAGACACAAAUCCAUGACUACAGAAGACAUAUUUGCACUUGAGUCUGUCCGACUACUUCUCAAACUACCCUUAGCCGCACAAAUGCGUGCCAGCACUGUUCGUUUAACGAACGAGUUAUUGCAGGCGGAAUAUGAUACACUCUUCCGGGAAGCCAGAAAGCUCGAAUCACUCCGUCUUAGACUCGGACAUCAGAAUACCCAGAGAGUAACUACUAUUCUCUCGCACAUCGGUGUAGAGAACAGCGCGACUGGUCGUGUUGUGGACGAAGCAAUACCUGACGAGCUCGUGGAUGCAAUAGAUGAGAUUGGAGACAAUGAAUUUGAACUUUCUUUCGCUUUGACAAGCCUCAGUAGCCUCCAACGUCAGGCUCGAGGUAUACACAACGACUCCCGUAUGCUUCUAGUUCGUCUUUCCCUCCAAGGCGAUCCACAAUUCUGUAUCCAUUUCUCUCCAGACGACGAAGGACGAGACCGACAUAAAUACUGGCGCCCGAAAGACAGUCAGGAGCCAGCCACAACGUCAUGUACGACGAAACCAACUUUGUUCACAUACUACCUCGGCCGCAAUCUUCACUACCUCCUACGAUCUGGCAACUCCUCCUUGCAAACAAUCUACAACUCUAUUCAAACCCUGGUCACUGCACAGCCUACCGCUUGUCUCGUGUGUGCCAGUAAAGUCGGCACAAACUUAUGGAAGCCAGCAACCUGCUCCAAAAAAUGCUCCAAGAAAUUCCGAAAAGCUCCUCUUGAAGUUAGACUUCAUAAUCUAUUAGUCGAUCCCGCCGCAAUCGAUCUUCUUCUCACUUCCAUCUAUGCUGCCGCAUCCGAUACUUCCACCCUUGAUCUCUUACCUGGCUGCCCCGUCCCAAAAAAUAAGGUAGCUGCAGUCAUCGACACCCUCCCAGCAUUGGCUACUUUUCAAACAGCAAGCAAUCUAAAAAUAGCCAUCCAAGGAACCGAUGGUCUUGGGAAAGACCGCGAAGAUCUACUGUCAUGGCUUUGUCUCAAAUUCAGAGGCUUCAUACUCAGUGCUCAAAGCAGCUUUCGAGUUCCUAGCAUGCCAAAUACCCAGCAAUUCCUCAUGCUCAAUUCGAAUCAUGAAAGAGAAGCGCUUUUCAACUCAAAGAGCCCAUCAGGAGGGAGUGGUCGUGUGAUAUUCCAUGGCACCCAAGUCUCACGAAUGUUCUUAAUCCUCUCUGAAGGUUUGAAAGUAAUGAGCAAUACACCCUUCAUGUUGACUGGCGCUGCCAGAGGUGUUGGCAUCUACUGCGGAGACGAUCAAGCGACCUCUCUGAAUUAUGCUGGUAUGACGGGUACAAGUUGGAAGAACAGUGCUCUAGGCAAUAUGAGACUGAUGAUGGGCUGUGAGCUGGCGUCAACUGCACCAUCGGCAACAGGCACCUACCACGUGGUUUCCGACGAGAAUUCUCUACAAAUCCGU